CAAAUAAUAGAAAGAGAUUAGAAGGAAUUCAAUUUGAGCGUAUGGCUUUACUUUUUUCCCUCCACGCUUCCGCUGCGGUUUGCCGUGGCGGUUAGAGUUCCGCCACGGUUCGUACGCUUUUUUUCCCCACUGUUAAUGGAAACUAACCUUCUUCCCGGCCAUGAGUUGCGUCGAAAUUAGCUCCCCUUAACCCCUUUCCGUCCCUGUCUUGCCUUCCCUGGCCACACUUGCGACUGUGUUGGUGUGAUCCGGCUCGCGCUCGCACUUUGGUCUACCAACAUUCGGGCGCGGAAAAGCUAGACUGGCACAAGAUGGGAGCAAAAAGAAAACACCGGUGGAUCGGCGGAAAACACAGGUCCGGUACGAACCUGUGGGUUUGCCUGUUGGGUUGUGAGAGCUUCACAGAUCACUUCCCAAAAGGUUCGCCUCAUUCGCGUUCUGGCACUCGCGCCGACGGUUAGCAAAAACGGUACCGACAAACAGCCCGAAACGCAGCGGAACGUGCACGACCGAGCCAGUAGAUGUGAUCCGUGACUGUGAUCAACCUAGACGCUGUGACUUUAGAGCGUGUCUCGUGGUCUUUCCGCAAAGGAAUGUGUGAGUGUGUGUGUGGAAGUGUGUGACAUUUUGGUGUAGAUUUCAUGUUUAAUGCUUCGGGUUUCGCUUUUCGAUUGUAAUUGUGUGAACUGAAUCCGGCGCCACGAAGUACCCAGCAGGACAAAGAUCAUCUAGUGCACAGUGAAGGAUCGCACGUGUGUCAACCCGCUCGAUGCUAUGUAUCCGAAGGAUCGGAACCUGUUGUGGGUCCUGCUAGUGACAGCAGGACACCUGUUGAUGGUGCCCAUCUGCAAGGCCUCCGAGCAUGCGGCCGGACCGAUCGGUCGAAAGUUGAACCACGGGCUAGCUGCCAUGCACCACAACCAUCUUAUGGGCGGGUUGGGUGAGAGCGUAAAAUUCAGUGCCAACAGUGUUCCGCACGUGCUGCCGUAUGCAGUCCCGGCGGCCUGGCGUAUCUCGGCUACCGUCAGCACACCGCUUGCCAGCAGCUGGGGAGUACGGAAACCGCUCGCAAAACCGGCGCGUGGUGUUGCUGUUGCUGCUGCUGCUGCUGCUGGGGGCAGUCGGAGCCGCAUCAACAAUCGGUCAAUGACUCGCUUUUCUGAGGUCGAAAUUCCACCCGGCUUGGAGCAGCAACUUGAUGCGCCGGAACUGCAGAGACCGGAGCCGGCCGAUGAGACCGGGCUGGUGGAGCUGUACCGCAGUGCGGAACGAUCGCGCGGGAUCGAGAACCUCUUCUGGAAGUACUUUGUCGAUAAUGACGUUUCCGCCUCGAUCGAAGAUGAGGACGACAACGACGCUGAUGAUGAUAGCGGCAUCGGAGCAAUCGACAAGAACGCGCUGCAGUCGGGCGACGGGUCCGCGAAAGGGGUGGAAGGACGCAAGAAGAAGUUCCACCUGAAGAAAAAGUACAAAAAGUUUCUAAUACCGCUACUGUUGGCGUACAAGAUAAAGUUCCUUGCACUGGUUCCGGCCAUCAUCGGUGGGCUGAUACUGUUGGUGAAGUCAGCCGGGCUGGCCGGAUUCUUCUUCGCGCUCUUUACGGCCGUGGUCAGUCUGAAGAAGUACUAAGCCACCGUACGGGUACGGAAAUGGGCGAAGAAGACUAGGAAGAAACACAAACUGUCAUUACCCUGUCCCGAGCAGAAGGAAACCACCGCGAGAAGAAAGGGGGGGAUCGUCACAUCGAUCGUUCCAUUCGAUCGUAGGGGCUAUAGCUGCGGACAUCCCCCCAGUGGCAGGCAUCCAGCAACGCGGCUCGGGUCGUCCUCUAAUUUAUUAUCGAUUUUCGUAGGCUUAAUAGGGCAGGACGUGUGACGGGUCGGCAACCAACGAACGGGCGUCCAUAGACGGGCGUCAAUUAGAAAAUAGCAAACGCAUUGCGUAGUGUGUAGGUAAUAGGGCAGGCCGCCAGACGGGACGCCACGGACAAGGUUCCGAAGCAAAGGAGCAGAUGGCCCCCAACGGUCGGCCGGGCCUUUGAAUAGUGCGUCAAAGAUUUCUUUUGUUUGUUUCGGGUUCGAUAGGUUUCGGCUCAGCAAAGGAAGGCGGCUCUCGUUGCGUUCAUUCAGCGGCACGAGAAAAGGUAUAAAAUGUUAGGCUAGGUUAGGUAUGUCUUAAGGUCGAGGUUUUUGUUUUAUGUUUUAUUAUUUAUUCCGUGCUUUACACGAUGCGAUGCGUUUGCCCGUGGGGCAGUUUACCGGUUUACCCGGGGGGAAAAUAGGUUGAUGCGAGGCGGACAGUACUGCGGUCUGUUUUUUUUUUGUUUCUGAACUGUGUAAGGUGGAACAAAACAAAAAUAAAACAAAAUAUGGUGCGCGAAAGAAAAGUGUAGAUAAUUAAAACUGAAACCAAACUCUCGCGUCUGGCGCAUUUCUUCUGUCGAAAGGUAUUUUGGCUGUCAAAAAUAUGAUCGCUUGGGUAGGGUAAGCAGAGGGAACGAUCAAUGUACACGUGCACAUGCGUUGCUAGACGGUCCUUAAGCAUCCGACACUCGGAUGGGAUGUACAAUCGGCUUGAAAAGGGUGUCCGAAGCAUUAAUAUUG
Molecule: messenger RNA, 2603 nt
Organism: Anopheles stephensi (Asian malaria mosquito)
Lineage: Eukaryota; Metazoa; Arthropoda; Insecta; Diptera; Culicidae
Exons: 3
Coding region: 775-1629 (284 amino acids)
Source: RefSeq, a predicted model, not a curated record